AUGGAAGAAACUAUACUCCGACUCAACCUGUCCCAUCCAGUCGAAGGAGUCCAGAUUCCCACAGAUGACCCGAUUUUGAACCCCGGCCCACCUGGACCUGGACCAUCGUUACGACGGCCCUCGCCGAAUGGACCCAUUCAACACAGGAUCUAUUCCAAUGCAGAGCUGGAACCGGCGCAUCCUGUGGAAAGAAGAAGCGCGCUCAACGGGGAGCGAGAGCAAAGGCGAGAUAGAAAUCUUGAUACGCGACCGAACUAUAGUGCGGUUAGCCCAGAGGAGGAUGUGCGACAGCUGUUUGAGGAAUGCGAGAUUGCUCGAGACAAUUGUCGAAUACUGGCCGACUCACUUGUAUACGCGACUCCUGAUAGCAUCGCGACUGACACGGUGAUAAAGGAGUUCCGAGAGAAGUGCAUGAAGUCGCAAGAGAUCAUUGGUGCACAAUUUGGUUGGGUGACAGCCAUUGCGGAUCGUGCACGUUUGGAGCAGGUUGCUAAGAACGGGUCAGAAGAUACGAAUCCUACAACAGAGGAGCAGCUGUUACAGGCUCUUGUUAUGGUCCAUGGGGAGCUAAACGACGUUUUCAAGACAUAUGACGAUCUUGAACGAAUAGCCAUCAGCGAGCGUGAAGAGGCCGAGGUACGAGCACGGAGCAAAGUUGAGCUUCGACUGGACCGAAGUCUAGACGAAGACGACCAUACAAUUCCAUCAGACAACCAAGGGGCAUCUCUAUCGCAAACACACACACCUACACCUGCUCAUGGCCAAUUCCCUCCUCCAGGCCACACACGACGUCCACUCCCUCAACUCCCUCAGACAUCUCCAUAUGUUAACUCUCUAUCCCCGCCACCCCCUACACCCUACAUCCCUCAAGCUCCAUCCCAGAACCGAACUCCCCCACCUAAAUCAGGCAGUUUAAUAAAGAACGAUCAUAACGAGGGAACCAUUGCACAAUCUGCGGGAAUAUCUCAUGCCACUUAUGAAAGAUCUCUUGCAUCACAAGACACUAUGGGAAGCGAGAUAUCAGUGAAUACAAUGGAGCCUCAAAACGAUGGUUCGGCUCCAGCAUUCGAUUUCCAUGAGAUUUUAAUCAGUAGGACAAUGGACGUGAGGGAGGUUGUUUCACACUUGGUUGCCCACGGUUGUCAGGACCUUUCCGCUAGGCUUGAUGAAUCUUCGUUUGGCGAAUACCCAGUCGCUCAUGGUGGGUUCAGUGAUAUCUACCACGGUCGACUACUGGACAGUACACGGGUCGCGGUGAAGGCCUUGCGGGUUUCUGUCGAUAGUAUCACCAAGGAGCCCAAACACUUCAAACAUGCGGCUCGAGAGCUUUAUGCAUGGAGUCAGUGCAACCACCCCAACGUCAUCCCAUUGCUUGGAUUGGCAAUCUUUCGGAAUCGAAUUGGGAUGCUUUCCCCUUGGAUGGGGCAGGGCAAUCUGCCUCGCUACCUGCAGACAGUACCGGAUGCAGACCGGCUUCAUAUGGUGCGGCCCUUGCGGGUGCAUCCAAAUCUGCGAAGCGCUAUCAUAUCUGCAUCAAAUCCGUAUUAUUCAUUGCGAUCUGAAGGGGGCCAAUGUGCUUGUCUCGGAAGAGGGACUCCCUUUCUGACAGACUUCGGCACCUCCUUGUUGGUAGAUCGGACACUGGGCUUUACCCAGACAACCAGCGGCCCCGCCUUUUCCAUACGAUGGUCUCCAGCCGAAAUCCUAGACGAAACUAGUCCCCAUACAGAAAUGUCUGAUGUGUAUGCGCUGGGCAUGACUAUAUAUGAAACAAUCUCAGGGAAAAUCCCAUACCUCGGAAAGGGAGACUCGAACGUGAUACGUCUAGUAACUGUGAGGCAAGAGCACCCUGAGCGCCCUGAAUGCAUGCGCGGUGGUGAAAAUGAGGAUAGUCUGUGGAAUCUGCUCGUUCGUUGUUGGUCGUUUGAGCCUACCGCACGCCCGAGUGCGGCUGAAGUCACAACAAUUAUGAAGACGAUCUCUGGAGCCAGCUCCCGCUUGGAGGCCAACGGUAAAAUUGAAUAG
Rhizoctonia solani is the source of this 2025-nucleotide messenger RNA. RefSeq names its product Tyrosine kinase family catalytic domain protein. The transcript has 13 exons. NCBI's taxonomy places the organism in Eukaryota, Fungi, Basidiomycota, Agaricomycetes, Cantharellales, Ceratobasidiaceae. The record is from RefSeq and is a predicted model, not a curated record. The coding region runs from base 1 to 2025 and encodes 674 amino acids. Gene Ontology annotation, molecular function: protein kinase activity; ATP binding. Gene Ontology annotation, biological process: protein phosphorylation.